UAUUUUUAUACCAUUGUUCUAGAGCAUGCAGUCACUGUCUCUUGCCAUUGUAUUUUAUCAUCUUAUUCUUCAGGCUCUUAAUGCACAAGACGUGCUUCCAAGUAAGACACUUUCAAAUCGAGAGAGGCAAAUCAAUGGCAAUGGUAAAAUUUUCUCUGUAUCAGGGUCUGGUUUGGAAUGGGCAGCCAUUGUCUUUGAAGUGUUCCGAUUUAAGCUCAAAUAUGUAGUACUUCUGCGUAUCCUUCAGAUUAUGGCAGCAGGGAGCGAACUAGCAUUCCAAGAUGCAAUGAGCAUGCACGUGGAUUUUGUGUAUUUAAAAUACGCUUACAGUCAGGAAAGGAUGGUACAGAUAUCAGUUUAGUGUAUUUGUGAGGAGAAUGAACAUAUGAUAAUGUCAUAUAAAGAUUGAAUGUCUGAACAAUAUAUUGAAUUCUUUAGCUAAACAAUUUCAUAUGAUACAAUAGUCUUAUAAAAAAGAGUCAAUUAUAGUCUCCUGGAUUACGCAGUCAAGGGUAAAUCUUUUCAAAAGAUUGUUUCUAUGUAGCAAUAAAUGACAUGGCUUUCUGGUUAAUCAUGAUUUAAAACUUCAUCGCCAUUUUAAAGCAGAAGAACAGGUAAACUAGCCCAGGAGACUGCGCCAACUAAAGUCCAGAGAAGAAAGUUUCAUUCCAAGAGUUGAAAAUAUUUGCUGUUUCCAAUUACAUAGGGACAUUGCGGCUGUGCCGCUAAAGUAAUUAGCAAGAGAAAUGUAUCCAACAGGCAAACAUUUCUAUUUUCUUGAAAUGUGUAGUAUUUUUUGUUUUUGUCAUGUAGAGAAAAUUGCACCUGGAAAAUGACAACGAUAUAUGGAAUGAUGGAGAUGAAAGUAAUGUAAGUAUUUAUUGACACAAGAAUAUGAAU
Molecule: messenger RNA, 900 nt
Organism: Cryptomeria japonica (Japanese cedar)
Lineage: Eukaryota; Viridiplantae; Streptophyta; Pinopsida; Cupressales; Cupressaceae
Exons: 2
Coding region: 26-361 (111 amino acids)
Source: RefSeq, a predicted model, not a curated record